UAGCACUUUGUCUGGUCUCGUUUGAAGAAGGACUCACUUACCUGUCAGCACUUACCUCUGUACAGCGUUUGCGAUUGUCUCCAGUGUCUUCCUGAUCCUCUGUGUCUCCAGCGUCUUCCUCGUCAGACUCUGUUCUGUCUGUUCUCACUGUUCUCUCGCCAUCCAAAGUGUGUGCUUCAGCUGCGGUCAUCCAUGACCUCCUCAAUCGCCUGCAAUAUACAAGACCAAAGAUUCCAAGCACUGCACAACUACAUCCAGAAUUUCGUCGAGACUUCAUAGAAAAUCUUACAGCUUAGGUGAGCAGAAGAGACUUCUUUCAAAAACAUUAAAAAAUCUUACGGACCCCAAAUGUUUGAACAGCACUGUUUAUCUGGUGGUAUAAAGAAAACAAAGAGAAAUCAAGGAGACAAUACGGACCAGAGGAUCAGUUGCUGGCGAGAAGCAGAAACGUGUCAGGAUGUUGACUGAUGAGGUUUCACAGGUGCAAGAGGUGAGAUACUGCCUGAAGACUCUGAGGGAGCAAAUGGCAGCCAGACAAAACAAUAACAUCAGUAAUAAGACUCCAUCGAAUGGUUUUAAAGUUGACGUGCUUGUUAGCAAAGCCAGUGGCUCCAAUGGGUUUGUGAAUGGAUCUCACUCUAAAAGUCAGGGCCAGGAGGAUGAUGAAAACUGUAUAGCCUUGAGAGAAGUCACCAAACAUCUGUACACUCGUCUGCAAGAGAUGGAAAGGAGACACCAGGAGGAGAAGGAGAGACUACAGGCAGAAAACACUGAAUAUCAGCGGCGGUUUCUAGAGGAGCAUAACUCUCGCAUGCAGAAGGCAGAAACCAAGGCGGAGGAACAGAGCAAAAAGGUGGAAGAGAUGCAGAAGCUUAUGGAUGGUUUGGAGCUGGAAAAUGCCACACUACGAGAAAAAUUGGCUGCUAGUGAGGCUGAACUCGAGAAACUGCGAGGACUGAAGAAUACGGAUAGUGAGGACAAGUCUGAACAACUGAAAAAGGAGCUGGCAACUCUGAAGGAUAAAAACCAUAACUUGGAUGACAUGCUCAAAAGUCAACAAAGGAAAAUCAGAAACAUGAUCGAACAGGUGCAAAAUUCACGAACCGUAAUGGAGCAAAGAGACCGACUGAUCGGCGACCUCAAAGAGAGGGUGGCUUUCCUUGAAGCUGAGAGCAGAGAGAUGCAUGACCGGAUGGAGUAUUAUAUGGGAAGCCAAGUGCCUAAACCAUAUAACUCAGACAUGGGGUCCAAGGUUGUCUACAGCAAACCUCUGACGCCAACAAGCCCAGGAAACAAGUCUUUGCCAUUCAUCAAAGUGGUCGAGAUCAAGUCUUAAACAACACGAGAAAAGAUGAAGAUUACUGAUGGAAGAGAGAGAGACUGUGAGUGAGAGACGCAUUGUGGAAAAAGCAACAAUUCCUUCUUUCCCAACAUUUAUGCAACAUUCAUCAGUUUAGCACAUAUGAAUAGCACUUCUUUUGUAUAUAAUACAAUACUUUGUAUAUAGGACUGUUCUAUCGCACCUUAAUUGAAAUAUCACAUGUAUAUUGGAUUUGCAGAUCAUACACUACAUUCACAUGCCUUAAGCAACUUAAUUAAUAGUAGCAUAUAUUAUAAGUGCUGAUAUUAAUAUUUCCUAAUGAUCUCCCACUAUGUCUGCCAUCAUGUAUACAAUCUGAUAAUGCAGCCAUUGUAUAAUUAUUGUGACUGACAGCCAAAUUGAGUAAUCUGAUUAAGCCAAAAUCUAUCAGUUUAUCCCAUAAAUAAUAAAAUGCAUAAACAAUAUUUCUGUGCUACUUAUGUAUCUUUGUAUGUACAUAUAUAUACUUAUAUACAGUACUGAAUUUAACUGCCUUGCAAAGCUAUGUCUUUUCCCAUUGGGAACUGUAAUUGUACUGUGUUUUGAAGAACUGUUUUUCUGUUACUGUAUUCAGUGCUAGACUCUACCUUUCCGUCCAUCUCUUAUUAAAUGUGAAAAAUUAUGUUACUGUAGAUGGAAUUGUAGUGCUAUGCACAUUUCUCUGGUAUUGUAUUUUAGCUGGUACAUGUAUUUAUCUUAAGGGCUAAUAAAUAAAAUGUAUUUAAGAUUGCUCACAA
Ctenopharyngodon idella (grass carp) is the source of this 2097-nucleotide messenger RNA. RefSeq names its product tuftelin 1b (gene tuft1b). Gene Ontology annotation, biological process: intracellular signal transduction. The record is from RefSeq and is a predicted model, not a curated record. NCBI's taxonomy places the organism in Eukaryota, Metazoa, Chordata, Actinopteri, Cypriniformes, Xenocyprididae. Bases 458 to 1336 code for a protein of 292 amino acids. The transcript is spliced from 12 exons. Gene Ontology annotation, cellular component: intracellular anatomical structure.